AUAACCCCUAACCCGGAUGUAAACAGUCCCCACGUGUUGUGGCUCUGUAAACGGAGGCUGAACGCUGAUAUAAUUAAUAUUACAAGAGAAUAAUUAACAGGAAAAUUAGUUUUAUUUUGGCUAAAUAUCAGCUUGAAUUGUACUCAGGAUUUUCACCGCGAAUAGUUUUCGAUCAGAAAGUAGGGUGUCGUCGCUAACAUGUUUGCGGAGGAGGAAUGGACAGAUAACAUGCCAAUUAAUGAACAGGCCCACUCUGCAGCGAAGACUGAGCUUCUUGUUGGGAAGCACAAGGCAAUCAGCAGGCACUGCCUUAAGCGAACUCUCCAGACCUUAGGAUCAGCCCCAAACUGGGGAUGUCUACAAACAUUUGUAGAUGGUGAUGAAGAAUCAGAAGAAGCUCCUGAACAUCUUUUCAAGAUGAAGAAGCAAAAGUGCAAAAAACAGAGGAAAACCUCUGGUACAGGAACUGAAGGAGACAUGGGCAGGGAAACGGAUAUGCUGCAGAACCCUGUGAAGAAGCGAAAAGCAAAGCUUAAAAUGGACACAGCCAACACUGAAAGUUCUAAAAAAUUGUAUAAAGCAGAAGAUUCUACUGAUAAAAGACUAAGCCGACAACAGUGGAAGAAUAAAAUGAAGAACAAGAGACGGUGCAAGAAUAAAUUCCUUCUGGGUUCAGCUGGAGUUGCAGAUCUUAAAUUGGAGGAAAAAUUGAGGCAGAUGCAGGGCCUCUCAGUAGCAGGGAAAAUGCAGAAUAACGAUUUGUCACUUUGGAGAAUGGCAUCAGUGGAGAAGAAUGAUAAUAUACCUUUGAGUAUAGACACGUGUGAAAAACCCCAGGGUAUUAGAAAAAAAGGAAACAAAGACCCAGCUCAAUUAACAGCUAUAAAACCAGUCUGUAAUGGGAUGAAAACAAAUGCACCUAAUCAGUGUGAAAAACAAAGUCCUCUUAAAGUGGAUAAAAACGCUUGGCUUCAGGCUAAGAAAUUGCGGAGGUUUUUGAACAUCCAUGCCACUGAAAAUGAUGAGAAACUAAGUGAUAUAAGUCUUGUACAGGAAAAAGAAGAUUUUAAAAACAUCAGUGAAAGUCAAAAGGAUCGCUCCAGUGCCUUAAGGUCCCGGAUGGAGAAGCGGUUACAAUCAGCCCGGUUCCGUCACAUAAAUGAGCUACUUUACACAUCAACAAGUGGUGAAGCCAAACGUCUAUUUCAGCAGGACCCUGAUGCCAUCAGGAUUUACCAUAAAGGCUACACUGAGCAAGUGAAACACUGGCCCACAAACCCAGUGGAUCCCAUCAUCUCCUAUAUUCAGCAAAAAUCGUCAUCUUUGGUAAUAGCAGACUUUGGCUGUGGAGAUUGCAAGAUUGCACGAAGUGUGAAGAACAAAGUGCACUGCUUUGAUUUGGCUCCUGUUUGUGACCUUGUCACUGCCUGUGAUAUGGCCAAUGUGCCACUUGAUGACUCCACAGUGGAUAUUGCAGUCUUUUGUCUCUCACUCAUGGGGACUAACCUUGCAGACUUUUUGGCAGAAGCAAACAGAGUUCUGGUGAUGGGGGGUGUCCUCAAAAUUGUAGAAGUUGCCAGCAGGUUUGAUCAUGUACGCCAGUUCAUUGGAGCCUUAUCUCAUCUGGGCUUUAAGUUGGUCCGUAAGGACAUAGACAACAGCUACUUCUACUCCUUUGAGUUUCUGAAGACACACAUCGUUCCAAAUGAUGUAAAGAAAAUAGGGCUUGAACUUAAGCCUUGUUUGUACAAGAAACGGUAGAUUCAUUGAUAAUAGGAAUGCAGUCAGAGCAGGGAGUUAAAAAACAAAAGGCAACAGUCUAGAGUAAUAACACACACGUGCCAGUAUGUAAAAAGGAAUUGUAUUACAUGCUCCCUGAAUAUGGUAAAGUUGAGAGUUUGAAGAACCAAAACUACAGUGUCUGCAUACCAUUAUCAUGGUAUUGGUGAAUUUUGUAAAUUAGUUUAGUGCAAAAAUUUACAUGCAUUUACCAUUAUAGAUAUAAUGGUAAAGAAGAACUAUUUAAAUUUUGUUUAAUAAUUUUUAGUUAUAAUUAUAACAGUAGUAUACAGUUAUAAUUAAGAUGUCAUUCAUAAUCAUUAAACCUUUUGAUUAAAAAUGCAAAGUUGGUGUGCAGUCUUUUAAAUGUAUCUCAGUAUUUUAUAAUCAUUAUCUAAAUUUAUUUUCUUUGAGUGCACUGACUAAUCUUACUUGUCUCAUCUUGCAAAGUACUGGAUCUAAUCUUGUCAUAAGCAGAACAUGAGUGACAAUGUUGUCCACUGAGAGGCUCCAGACUCCAUCCUUACUCUAACUGUCCAGAUAUAGGACCGUUGUAGAGGGACAUAGCAUAGGAAUUGUAAGGUGAACUGUGAGAUGAGCAGCUUUGGUUGGAGUUCCUUACUUGAGCUGUGACCCAGAGAAGAGGAAAAGGACAAGGAUUAGGUGACUGACCGGGUAUCCUGCAAAGCUCCAAGUCGAGUAUCUCACAGCGCUCCAUGUAGCUCCAAUCCGGAAAUAUUGAUCCCGUUUGAGGACUUAAAUGUUGGAGAUUCCGCAGCACCUAGGACCUGAGGAAGUAGACAAGUUCUAUGAUGGAUGUACUAUGUAAUGUUUGAUCUGUUUUUAUACUAAAAUGAAACAUAGUUGUCAAAAA
Molecule: messenger RNA, 2653 nt
Organism: Neoarius graeffei (lesser salmon catfish)
Lineage: Eukaryota; Metazoa; Chordata; Actinopteri; Siluriformes; Ariidae
Gene: rrp8
Product: ribosomal RNA processing 8
Exons: 8
Coding region: 199-1761 (520 amino acids)
Biological process (GO): cellular response to glucose starvation; rDNA heterochromatin formation; regulation of transcription by glucose
Cellular component (GO): nucleolus; rDNA heterochromatin; chromatin silencing complex
Molecular function (GO): methyltransferase activity
Source: RefSeq, a predicted model, not a curated record